GAAGAAUAACCUGGAUAAUGGAUUUUGUACCAGAUGCUCAAGAAGAUUUAGCAGAAAUAAGAAAAGUAAUCAAUGGAGAAACUACAGGAAUAUCUUUAAACUAUAAACCAGCAAAGGAAGCCUUUGAAAGACUUAAAGAAAAAAUAAAAAAGAGAAUAACUUUAGCUAAACCAAAUUACAAUAAUAUUAUAAUAUUAUCAUGCAAUGCAGGACCAGAAGCUUUAGGAGCAUGGAUAGAUCAUUUUUAUGCAGACCUUAGAUUAUCUAAAGGAAUACAAAUUUUAACAGAUAGUGAAAUCGCUUACAAAUUACAUAAAAAUGUGAUGACCAAGGAGAAAAUUACAGAAUCACCAAAAUUUCUACCAUUACUAAUCAAACAUAUAGAAUUAGAAAAAGAAAUUGUUUGGAUUAAAAGAGAUAAGAAUAAAUGGGCAGAUAUUAUGACAUGA
Messenger RNA from Entrophospora candida, 449 nucleotides. NCBI's taxonomy places the organism in Eukaryota, Fungi, Glomeromycota, Glomeromycetes, Entrophosporales, Entrophosporaceae. The record is from the annotation of a GenBank genome assembly.